Molecule: messenger RNA, 234 nt
Organism: Mesorhabditis belari
Lineage: Eukaryota; Metazoa; Nematoda; Chromadorea; Rhabditida; Rhabditidae
Source: the annotation of a GenBank genome assembly
AUGUAUUCUCGCCUCGUGCGGCGUCCGGCCUUCUUCGGCUCAAAAAUUGGUCUCCUUGUGGCAGGUAGAGUGACUUCGGCGUCAGCCACUUUGCUUGAGGGCGAUUGGAAGGUGAAUUUCCCACUCGUUCGCACGGCUCUGGUCGGAGUAGUCGCCAUCAACUUAAUGAGUAGCCACGAACUUACAUCGAAAUACCACAAAUUUCUUUGUGCCUCUUGGACAGAAAUUAUCGCC